UCCCCUCUUUCUUCAUUGAAAGCUCCAAAGGAACAGUUUCCAACCUCAUCAAGCUCCAAUGCCAGGCACCAUUCAUGUCUUUGUGUUAGACUUGAUGGACCUUCCAUUUGAUGGUAGUCCCCUUAUCUUGAAGUUGGCUAUGGGGAAGAGGGAGUACCAAACUGUUUGCAAAGGGGAAUGUUCUUUCCCGGUGAUGUCUCUUCGUGAAAACUUGGUCUUGAUGCUUCAUGAUAAUGAGGGGAAUGAAUUAUCAAGAACAGAAUUGCCGACCAUGUCAGUGGUGGAAAAGGGAAUAUGGGAUGACUUGUUUCCACUUAAAGGUGGCGGGCACGUCCACAUGAGGGUGCAGUUCUCUCUUAAUGAAGAAGAACGCUUGAGGAUUCGCCAUAUGAGGGAGACAGUGGUACGAAAGAAACAAAGCGAACUGCUCAAAGGGCAAGAAACAGGAUUAUUAGGUUCUUAUCCAACAACCCAACUCUUUUCAGAAGGUACUAAGAUUGAGAAGACAGAGCAAACAGACCCAGGUGUCUGUGGAGGCACACUUUCGCUGCAAGAAUUCAGAGAAUCCUCUGCACAAGCAUUUAAACAGUAUGAUCCACAUCAUACUGAGCUAAGCAAAAAGGAGAUUGGGAUUUCAGACAAGCAAGAUGUUUCCUCUGUAGAAGUCAGUAAUUCAUCAUUAUCAAAUGAGCUCAAUGAAUGGUGGAAGCUCUCAUCUGAGCAAAUGAUUCCUACCAAACCAGAACAGUUAGCUACUACUUAUGCGGGGAAUAUUACUGAAGAUGACCAAAUUCUGGAAACAAGGAGGAAGGGCUUUCAUCGGAGAAGCUUGAGCAGCAAUAUGAAGAAGAUGAUAACCGCCUUUGAGACUAUUCUUUAUCAGGGAUGGGAACCUUCUUUUAGCCCGAAAUUGAGGGAAUAUUCAGGGCCAAACAACAUUAAAUAUGUCAAAGUUCCACAGAUUUUGACCAAGUCAUUUUCGGCAGGAAUGCUCUCUGAUAUAAAAUCAAUACAAAAUCCAGCAGUUCAUAGAUCAAUUGUCGAGAAGAAGGGAGAAAAAUCUCAGUUGUAUAGUGACAGUGGGAAGAGCCAAGAACUUGCUAAUGAUAUUAUCUUAUAUGAUACAAAGACCGCAAACUAUGCUUUGGAACCAAUGGAGACAGAGCGAGCAUUCAGCAUCAGAGGAAUGGUGGAAAAUUCUAAUGAUGAUAUCCACCUUUCAGAUAAGGCAAGUUGUGAUGUUUUGCACGGACUAGAAAUUAAAACUGAUCAUCAUGUUUUGGCAGAAGAAGAUUUGGCAGCGAGAAAAAUGUUAUAUGAGUUACCUGUACAUAAUGUUCAACCUUGUCCUUGCACGCAUCAAGGCUCAUCUUCUAUUACGGCUAUGGAGGGGAAUGGACAGAUUAAUCCUCGAACUUCAAAUGAGGAUGUGUUAUUAUCAAGACACUCUGAUAGUCGAGGAUGUAGUUCUCCAAGCCUUGUUAGUUGCGUACCAAGAUAUUUUUGCAUCACUAGUGGGAGCAAACAAUUGAGGGAUCUUGUUGAAUGCUGCGACCUCAGUGUCGGAACACACCUAAUGGAGAAUUAUCAUUUCAUAAAUGAAGUUCACGAAAAGGAAAGUGCACAAGGAGAUGGACUACUUAAAAUGGAUGAGGAUGAAGAGAUUUCUCCUGCUUCUGAAAAAAAUAAUGGACUCUCAAAAGGCAUGAAAAAAUCAAGUGGAUUGUUGAUCGAACAGGUUGUGCGAACAGUUCUAAUAAUCAUUGUGGGUGGAACUCUGAUAUUGAAUACUAGGCUGAGAAGACUGAGAUAACAACGUGAAAUUUUGCAGCAUUAAAGCAACAAUUGUGCAUUGUUGGCAGUGUGAUGACAAUUAUUGACAUCAACCAAGAUUGACAGCAGUCUACCUUUUUGCAG
Molecule: messenger RNA, 1917 nt
Organism: Dioscorea cayenensis subsp. rotundata (Guinea yam)
Lineage: Eukaryota; Viridiplantae; Streptophyta; Magnoliopsida; Dioscoreales; Dioscoreaceae
Exons: 12
Coding region: 59-1813 (584 amino acids)
Source: RefSeq, a predicted model, not a curated record